AUGCCCAAAAGACCCCAAGAGGCUCAAAUAUCUAACAAGAGUGCAAAGAAGUCUCGACUUUAUAACUCCAGAAUUAUCAGAUCAGAAACUAAUGAUCCAGCAUUCAAAGAUGGUACUCUUGAUGUCCCCAGUUUCGUCAAUUCUCGAAAAUUUGAAAUUGAGCAAUUAGAAAAAUCGCAAUUGAGUUCUAAAAAUGCAAAAUCCACCAGGGUUUUCCAAGCUUUACCUCGGAAGCUUCGAAGAAGAGGGGCUUCUCAUAAUGUGAAAAGGAUUCCUAAAAGAUUGAGAAACAAAGCUAUUAGAGAAAUGUUACUGUCCAAUAAACAAAAGGAGAGUGGUUCAAAAUUGACAACUAAGAAGACUAAAAAAAUCACAGCGAAACAGAUCUAUCAGAUGAAGUUGAAGAAAAAUUUGUUGAAGGUAGCAUCUAAAGUUAACCUUUUGAAGAUUUUACCAAGCGACAAGUUGUUGAAAAAAAACCUCAAUAUUAGAUCAAUGACUAAAAUCCUCAGUAAUCAGAUUAGAGAAUACGAGAGAACCAAGAAACUUGAGUCUGGGAAGCAUAGCCGUGUGGUAAAUAAUAGCUAUGGCUCGUAUGAUAACACCGGAGUGAAUCAGCCUGCACCACCGUUGAUCUCUAAGUUGAAAUAUUUGAAACGUCAAAAGAACUAUAAAUGGCUCUCAACCCAUAUUUGGCAUGCCAAAAGAUUUCAUCUAAUUAAGCGCUGGGGCUGGAAUAUACCUUAUAAACCGACGCAAAAAUCAUUUAAAUUGACUCACAGAAGUUUCAAAAGUUCGGGGUCAAUUGUGUUUGAUACCAGUUAUGAAGGAACAAUAAUUAUCGAAACUACCAGCAAUGGAGAAGAUGGAGAUAAAUCUUGGAACUCUUUGAAAAAUGUGAUCCAGAAUUUAAUUCAAAAGAAGCUUUCCAUUAAUUAUGUGAAUGGAAGAAAAUUUUAUACCGGGAACCUUUACGCUAAACACGAAGGAGAGUUCGAAAUAUUAUCUACCGGUUUAGUGUACUGCAGUAAGGAUACAUCGAAUGUCCGUGUUUUGGUUCAAGUACAUCCAGCAAACUUUCAGGAAUUAUGGUCAAAUUUGAGCUCUCAAUUAUCACAGAAUUUUAAUACCAAGAUGUACGAUUGCCGCUAUUCUAUGGGCAGUAUUGACUUGAUUGGUCCUAAAUCCAUUGAAGCUUUAGUUUCUAUUUUGCAUCCUGUCGAUACGGCGUAUGAUAAAAAAUGGGGGAUGUUGAAUAAUAUCUCAGAAAUAGAGAGUUUGGGAGAGCAGACUAUUUUAUCGUUUCUUAUUCAUGAUCCGAGAUUUCAUAAGAAACCUGUCAGAAGAAGAAGUAAACUAAACAGUGAAGAUCAUGUAUUAGAUUUGAUAAUUGAUAUCAAAAAUGGCAAACUAUCUGAUCCGGAGACCAACAAAUUGUUAUUUUCUGCCGAUGGACGGACUGAAUCUUACAGCAACCAAAUGACAAUUAAGCAGAUCAAUAAGAGAAGAAGAAAAUUGGAAAACCCUGGUCAAGUGAAACUCAAAAUCAAAAAUGAUGAUAGCAAAAUCCCAAUCUUGAUAUUAAUGGAUUCCAAGUCAAAGAGGAUUAAGUUAUUUGCUCCUUGGUAUUGGAUAUCCCCAAUAUGGUAUCAUUUGGUUAAAAUCCCAAAAAUUUUACCAGGGGGGCUUUUGCAAAUUAAUCAAAUCAACUUUGAGAUUAAUAGGCCUUACUAUCCUAAUGACUAUCCAUAUACCAAGGAUGGUUUCAUUGAAAAUGAAUUGAUUGCAAAAGAAGCGGAAGAAAUGUGGAAGAAAAAGCCUAAGAAGAAAAGAUUGAACUAUGAAUCAACGUUAGUUAGUACUUUAGACCAAAGCAAAUAUCAAAUAACUGGAGAGAUGUUCAAUUGGAGUAAUUGCGAUUGGAGAUCUUUACAACUCUUUACAGUUAUUUUGAAAGUUUAUGAGAAAUUAAACGCCAAAAGCAAAGAAGUAACUAAAUUAGAAACCCCGAUUCAGAUUUGGGAUAAUGCAAAGUUUUUAAGAAAAAAUUUUGCUAUCAGUGAUAUUAUCGGCUAUGUGAAAAGUAUCAAGGUCAUUGAUGAUGAAAAGAACGCUAGAGGGGAAAAGCUAGUCAACCCAAUCAUGUUGAAUCUUUAUAACCCAAAGCAAAAUCAAACUGAAAUUGCAAGGUUUAAUCAAGUGAUUGAGAAUUAUCUUUCGUUAGUUGAUGAAUCAGUGAGUAAUGAACGUGUGGCAAAACUAUUGGAUAAUAGAUUACCGGUAAAUAAUGUCAAGGUUCAUCUUUUGCAUCGAGGCAAAAUUAAAUCGAACGCCAGAAUCUACGCUAUUCCAAAAGAUUUCCAUCAAUUGAUUGAAUCUCCUUAUAAGGAGGAAAUUAUUAGACAAUGUCCUACGAUUGAAAAGUUAAUCAAGUUGCAUAACACUAAUGACCUUAUCAAAAAUUGUCCAACAUUUGAGAAUUUGAUUGGAUUCGUGACCACAGGAGCAAUGAACCUUGAGAAAGGAUAUUACACUGGUCUUGGGUGUGUUAGCAGUGAAAGCAUUUACAAGAGUAGAUACCUGUAUUGUAUUAUAAGAAACCCGGGAAGUAAGACGGUUAGAGUAGGGGAGAUGUGCAUUUAUUAA
This is a messenger RNA of Saccharomycopsis crataegensis, 2646 nucleotides long. RefSeq names its product ribonuclease P/MRP protein subunit POP1 (gene POP1). The transcript has a single exon. Gene Ontology annotation, biological process: tRNA 5'-leader removal. Gene Ontology annotation, cellular component: nucleolar ribonuclease P complex; ribonuclease MRP complex. The record is from RefSeq and is a predicted model, not a curated record. The coding region runs from base 1 to 2646 and encodes 881 amino acids. Lineage: Eukaryota; Fungi; Ascomycota; Saccharomycetes; Ascoideales; Saccharomycopsidaceae.